UGUUUUGGCCAUGAUUCUAUUAGAAUCGAAGAGAAGGCUGACCGGUCUGGGAUCAGCGCUCCUCCGCACCUGCAGCGCAACGCGAUUUGCUCCGAGUUUGCAGCCAAGGUCUCGCGAGACUUCCCAAAUAACGCGGUCAUUUUUUCCGGGGAGGUAAGGUCCUGGAAGCUUUGUUAUAUGUUUUUGUUUUGUAUUAACAUUUUCUGCGAAAUAUCACCCACUUGCGCAUUGUAGUGUUUUAAAUGAUUAAAAUACCAACUCGUGUUUUAAACGGGAACUCGAAUUUUCUACAUUUAGAUGUAGUACCACACACGAGCGAUUUAAUUUUGAAGACUGAACAUGGCGCUCGGUUUGAACACACUGACUCACUGCGCUGUUUCCUUCACCUGGUUAGUUUUGGGUGCAGGGAGGAUAACCUAGGUUUACUUCACUUGGAGAACCAACUGUUCCAUGUGCCACUAAAUAUCAUUACUGCUCGGCUGUAAGAACAAAGUGAGCUAAGUAUCGCACACUCACAUCGUUUGUCCUUAUGUUUAAACGUUCUGUUUUGAUUAUGAAUUUGCUAUCUUGUCAGGGUUGGAUAAUAAUUAAGACACUAUUUUCAUACUUUGCCUAGUCAGUUCAUUCUAAUUCUUUAUUGAUAGUAGACAAUUACUUGGAUAAGAAGCAAUAAUAAUAAAUAAGUGAUAAUUUUGAACCCAUGAUAAUCUUUCAUGAUUGCAGUGUUGUUGUAACAAAAGAGAAAUGUGCACAAAAAAGUACAUUUACAUUGAUUGAUUCAUUCAGCAGAUGCUUAGUUUCUCUGAAGCAAUGUGUGCAACGACUACGAAGUGGUAUUUAGCAGACACCCCUAUCCACCCUCACUUAUUACAAACCAUGAUCUAGGCCUUUUUGUCCAGUGCAGGGUCGCAGUACUUCGGAACCCAUCCCAGAAGCACAGGACACUAGACUGGGUGAAUGAAGACUCCCUAAUCUGUGUUGCAGAAUGGCAAAUCCAACCACGUCACAUUUUGCCAUCCACUCAAAAGCACACAAGGACACAAUCUUGAACAAGUUUGACAAGCUGAGAAAGAAGGACUUACUGUGUGAUAUAACACUAAUUGUGGAGGAUGUCCACUUUAAGGCCCACAAAGCUUUGCUAGCUGCAAGCAGUGAGUAUUUUUCCCUAAUGUUUACUGCCGAGGGUCAUGUGGGUCAGUCCAUAUAUAAGCUGGAUGGCAUGGCUGCACAGAUCUUCAGUUCUGUCCUGGAGUUCAUCUACAGUGCUAAUGUGUCAGUGGAGGAGACUGCCACUAAGCAGCUCCUGGAUAUGGCCCACCUCCUGCAGAUCAGCGAUCUGGUGAAGGCCUAUGCAGACUGUCAGAGCUCUGUCUCGGUCAGCAAGGCAGCCACAGCAGCCCCUUCUUCAGGAGUUGGCUCAGAGACCCCCAAGCGCAAACGGGGCCGGCCAAAAAAGAGCACAAAUGCCAGCGAGACAUUGGUCGCAGCACAGCCCAAGUCAAAUGCUGCAGCUGAACCUGUUGCUGUGGCAGAGAUGCAAAGUGUACCAGCUGCCACAGGCUCCAGGGGCGAGGAAGCUCCAGAGGCCGAUGGAGAUGAAGAGUCGGACGCCUGUGUCGAGCCUUCUGGAGUUGAGGAUGCGGACUAUGACCCAAAAGCUAGCCGCAGCCGCUACAGCAAACGCAAGAUAAAGCCUACCAUGAAAUUAAAAGGAUAUAAGAUGGAGGAAGAGGUGUCUGAGAAGGCAGAGCCCGGCAGGAGGGGCAGGAGGCGGAAAUAUCCCAACACUGAAGCGCGAUGUGAAGACUGCGGGAAAGUCUUCAAAAAUCACCUGUUCUUAAAAAUACACCAGAGAACACAUACAGGUGAAAAGCCCUUUAGGUGUUUUGUGUGUGGGAAGGGCUUCACCCAGAAGCACACACUGCAGGUGCACCAGCGCAUGCACACAGGAGAAAAGCCGUUUGUGUGCACGGUGUGCUCGAAGGCGCUGUCUACCAAGCACUCCCUCCUGGAGCACAUGAACCUACAUACAGAGCAGAAAUCCUUCAGCUGUGAUCAGUGUGGGAAAAUAUACAGUCAGAAGAGGCAGCUGAAGAGCCAUUACAGAGUGCACACAGGUAAAGCUUUGCCAGAGUGUGAGCACUGCAAUCGGAAAUUUAUGGAUGCAGCUCAACUGAAGAAACAUAUGAGGACACAUACUGGGGAGAAGCCUUUCACCUGUGAGAUUUGUGGAAAGUGCUUCACAGCCAAAAGCACCCUGCAGACACACAUUCGGAUCCACAGGGGGGAGAAGCCUUAUGUCUGCAGCAUCUGUGACAAGUCUUUCUCGGACCCUAGUGCAAGGAGGCGCCACGUGGCCUCCCACGCUGGCAAGAAGCCUUUCACGUGUCCACUGUGUAGCCUGUCCUUUGCCCGACUGGACAACCUCAGAGCUCACACCAAGACUCAUAACAAGGAGAAGCCCACAGAAGCCUCGGAGGAGGCAGCUGCGGAAGACGCCAGUGGUGGGCAGGAGGAGGUCCGUGGCAUCCUGCAGCUCCAGCAGUACCAGCUUCCCACAGCAGGGGAGCAGGAGAUCCAGCUGGUGGUCACCAGCGAGGUGGACAACAUCAACUUUGUGUCUGGACAGGAACAGGGCAUCAGCAUCAUUGCCAGCGAGACCUCAGAGGGUGUAGGGGCAGAGCAGGCGCAGGGGCUCACCCUUCUGGCUCCACCUCCACAGCAUGUGCCAGGCCUGGCACUGGUCACACAGGGGGAACAGGCGCAGCAGAUCCAGGCCAUAAGCGUCCUGGAGGGGACGUCCGAGCGGAUGCACCUCAUCACCCUGAGCCGAGAGGCCAUGGAGCACUUGCAGGCCCAUCACGGACCGCCACAGCCACUGCCAGUCUCGCCAAGGCCUGCCCAGCAUCUGCACCUUAUGCAGCCACCCCUCCCACACCUGCCUGUCACCCGGGAGGCCUCUUCCCAACAGGUGCCCACUGACCGGGAACAGGGCCAGGCAAUCCACAUCAGCGGGCAGCCCACCCAAGCCAUCUCCAUCAGCCAAACCACAGAGCAGAUCCCCAGUCACCAGAUACAGGGGCAGACAUUCCAGAUACAGGCCGGCACAGUGUCCUACCUCUACACCACCAGUCUGGCCCCUCAGAACUGACCCUUCUCCCUUCACACAUGUAGUGUGAUUCAGUUACAAACUUGGAAACCCAAAUUGUUACCCAUUAUCGUUGUUUCUAAGUUGACUUUUAAAAUUUUUUCUUAUUUUUAUGUCUUGUGACUAGCAUCCCAUCCAGGGUGUACCCU
This is a messenger RNA of Scleropages formosus (Asian bonytongue), 3297 nucleotides long. RefSeq names its product zinc finger and BTB domain containing 24 (gene zbtb24). Gene Ontology annotation, biological process: regulation of transcription by RNA polymerase II. Gene Ontology annotation, cellular component: nucleus. Lineage: Eukaryota; Metazoa; Chordata; Actinopteri; Osteoglossiformes; Osteoglossidae. The record is from RefSeq and is a predicted model, not a curated record. Gene Ontology annotation, molecular function: protein binding; DNA-binding transcription factor activity, RNA polymerase II-specific. The transcript has 7 exons. The coding region runs from base 986 to 3151 and encodes 721 amino acids.